Molecule: messenger RNA, 1480 nt
Organism: Photinus pyralis (common eastern firefly)
Lineage: Eukaryota; Metazoa; Arthropoda; Insecta; Coleoptera; Lampyridae
Product: serine--tRNA ligase, mitochondrial-like
Exons: 3
Coding region: 69-1349 (426 amino acids)
Biological process (GO): mitochondrial seryl-tRNA aminoacylation
Cellular component (GO): mitochondrion
Molecular function (GO): tRNA binding; ATP binding; serine-tRNA ligase activity
Source: RefSeq, a predicted model, not a curated record
UUUUAAAUGUAAACCUAACCUAACAUUUUUUGUGGGUUUUUCGGAUUAAAGUUAAUUAUUUGCUCACAAUGUUAAAAGUUCUACCCAUACUCCCUCAUAUAUCAAGAAGACUAAUUACCACAGGAUCACAACUACUUUGGCACGUACCGGAGUGCCCAGAACUAGAUUUGAAGUACCUGUGCAAUUUAGAACAUUUAGAUGAAAUUAAUAGCAACAUAAAAGCCCGAAAAGGCGUUGGCGAUAUAAGUCUCGUUUUAAAACUUAAAGAAAACCUAAGCAAUCUCACAUCCGUUGACCACAAUUACGAAAAAGUUCGCAGACAAUUUUAUGACGAAUUACUGAAAAUUCCAAACCGUACUCACCCAUCGGUCGCGCAUCUCAACGAACCAAUAACAGUCAGCACCACUGGGGAAAAGAAAACCUUCGAUUUUAAGCCGAGAGAGUUUUACGAAAUAUGUAAACGUCUAAACUUCGUUCGAACAGAUCAGCUGGGCAAUGUGGCGGGUAGUCGAAGUUAUUAUUUACUCGGCGACAUGGCGGAACUGGAGAAGGCGCUUAUCAGUUAUACUGUGUCGCAUUUAUUGGAUGAGAACUUUGAGCUGGUGUCGGUUCCGGAUAUUUUGCAUCGCGAUAUUAUCGAAGCGUGUGGGUUGAAUACGCACGGAGAUCGAACGCAGGUUUACAGUUUGGACUCGGAAAUGUUCGGGCCUGAUUUGUGUUUGUCCGGUACGUCGGAGAUGGCUUUGGCGGCAAUGUACGCCAACGAGGUGAUACCUGCCGGUCGUUUACCCGUGAAGCUGGCGGCCGUUAGCCGAUGUUAUCGAGCCGAAGCAUCCAGCGUGGCGGAGGAACGAGGAAUCUAUAGGGUUCAUCAAUUCACCAAGGUGGAAAUGUUUGCGAUCUCGAAGCCCGAGGACUCCAACGGCAUUUUGGAGGAGUUUCGAUUAAUAGAGGAAGGGAAUUUCGCCUCGUUGGGCCUUCAUUUGCGCACCUUAGACAUGCCGCCGAAUGAGUUGGGGGCACCCGCUUAUCGAAAGUACGACGUUGAAGCGUGGUUACCUGGCCGAAAUAUGUAUGGUGAAGUAUCUAGUUGUAGUAACUGCACCGAUUAUCAAUCGAGACGUUUAAACAUCAAGUAUAGUGAUGGAGAUUGUGUCGGUUACGUGCAUACUUUAAACGGUACUGCUUGUGCCAUACCGAGGAUGCUAAUCGCAAUUAUAGAGACUUUUCAGACUGAUAAGGGUGUUAUUAGUAUACCGGAAGUGUUACGAAAAUAUAUGAAUAAUAGGACUGUUAUAGGUAAACAAACGGCGAUUCCAGAUUUAAAAUUAAUAAAGUAUAAGAAAUAAAUAAUUUAUUUUCUUAUUUAUAAUUACGAGAGGUGAAUGAGAAACUUAAUUUUAUAUGAUGCUAAUUAACAUAUAAGUAUUAGUAAGCAACCAAAGAGUCCUUGGUGGGACUACAACUGAGUUUAACAAAA